CAUUAUCUAUGGUUUAAUGUUAUCAGAUACUGCUUCUCUUAUCAUAUCACACCAACAGCUUCUCUCAUGUCCUGAAUACAGCUUUUCCGCAGUUGAUACAGGAAACUGAAAUGGAUAUGUAAAUAACUUACCACGUGUGCAUUGAAUUAAUUAAUUUGUCUAUUACACGUUUGGCUUUUACAAAUCAACUGCAAUUGAUCAUUCCACUGUGGUCAUCAAAGAGAAGACAUGGAACUAUAUCCAGUGGCGAAAUACUUACUUUAAUAUUAAUGGUACAUACUGUAAAAGUGAUUUUGGUGUAAGGUAAAACAUUAUAAAAAAUAACCGUAGUGUUUCGGAAUUACAUGACUUGGCACCUCAGACAAGUCCAUGGAAAUCAUACGUAUUUUCAGUGCAUUUCGUUACCAGAUCUCGCGUGGGAAACACCACAAAGCGUAAACAACAAUUAGCCAGAAGAAUUCCACCGACCAAAUAUGUGGAAAUACCUCCUGUGUAUUUGUUUCGUGGCUCUGACCCUCCAGGCUCUCCCAGCGGACGGCCAGAUGUGUCCCAUGGCUGACGACAUCGCCCCCUGCCACUGCACGAAGGACGCCGUGACGCAGAAGCUCGACCUCGACUGCUCGAACGUCCUGGACAGCUGGCAGCUCGAGCGCAUCUUCCACGCCAGGUUCCCUUCCCCCGUCUUCAGGAGGCUCACCAUGGCGGGCACCGAGGGCCACAGGGUCCCCCUCGUGUACCUGCCGGACAGCGUGUUCGGCAACAUCUCCUUCACCUCUGUGGUCAUAAAGUACACCAACAUAUCCCACGUGGGCGAGAAGGUGUUCGAGAAGUCCUACGACACGCUGGAGAGCCUCACCUUCAGCUACAGCGACCUGCAGGUGUAUCCCGCGACGAACCUCCGCUUCUUCACUAGGCUCUCCACCCUCGACCUGUCACACAACAAGAUGGUGUUCCUCCAGGACGUCUACUCGCUCAGCCUGCAGAUCCUGAACGUCGAGCACAACGAACACCUCGCCUUUUCCGACAAGCUCCUCACCGUCGUGCCAAGUCUCCUGGAAAUGUCCUUGGCAUCCUGUGGCAUCGAGAGCCUUCCUCCAGGACUCUUCUCGUCCGCUGAGGUCUUGUCCAACGUCAACUUGGAGGGCAAUAAACUGACGCAUUUGGGCGGAGGUGCUCUUGCCUUCGCCUCAAACGACGUCCUGGAAAUUAUUCUUUCGGACAACGAAAUCUCCAGCGCUGAUAAGGACUUUAUAUCAGGUACCUCGGCUUCAGUGAAUUUAGUCCUAAUGAACAACCGACUCGAGGAAUUGCCUGAGGCAGUAUGGAGGCCAGUUCUUCAGUAUCUCAAGGACGAAAAAGGAUCUGGCUUUGUGACCCUGGAUGGUAAUCCCUUUUUCUGCGGGUGUAAAAUCGCAUGGUUGGUGACCUCUCCUGACCUCCUGAAUUACAUAGCCCGAGGCGCGACCUGUGAGGAUGGCUCUCUCAUCCAUGACCUCAAUCCGGAAUACUUUACUGACCAUUGUUGAUAUAUUUUUUUCAUGCAUAUUUUGUAUAAAGAAAGUUUCAGUUCGGUGCAUGUGAAAGCGGUAUAUUUUUUCGUGUUUAUUUUCAUGUCCCCUUUUUACUUAUUGUUUAUCGUCGCGACUGUGUUAUCUUUUGUUAUCUAAUCGUGUUUCAUAUUGUGUUUGUAAGCUAAGAGCCAUGUGUGCGUAUGUUGGUGUGUGUGUGUGUGUGUGUGUGUGUGUGUGUGUGUGUAUGUGUGUGUGUGUGUGUGUGUGUGUGUGUGUGUGUGU
Molecule: messenger RNA, 1793 nt
Organism: Penaeus vannamei (Pacific white shrimp)
Lineage: Eukaryota; Metazoa; Arthropoda; Malacostraca; Decapoda; Penaeidae
Product: oplophorus-luciferin 2-monooxygenase non-catalytic subunit
Cellular component (GO): plasma membrane
Molecular function (GO): protein binding
Source: RefSeq, a predicted model, not a curated record